Molecule: messenger RNA, 570 nt
Organism: Solea senegalensis (Senegalese sole)
Lineage: Eukaryota; Metazoa; Chordata; Actinopteri; Pleuronectiformes; Soleidae
Gene: lg10h12orf73
Product: linkage group 10 C12orf73 homolog
Exons: 3
Coding region: 144-371 (75 amino acids)
Biological process (GO): mitochondrial respiratory chain complex III assembly
Cellular component (GO): mitochondrion
Source: RefSeq, a predicted model, not a curated record
CUAGUAUUUUAAAACAUCACUGAGUUAGCCAAACAGCGGUGUGACCUGACGAAGACUUGUUUUCAAAAUGACGAAAUUCAACUAAUUUGUGAGGAUUUGUGUAAAUAACAGUGGAAUAACCGAGGUGGAGGAAGUCUGUAAAGAUGCCAGCUGGUGUGUCUUGGCCUCAGUACCUGAGGAUGUUCAGUGCUAGCAUGCUGGCCAUGUUUGCAGGAGCACAGUUCGUCCACCAGUACUACUUACCCGAUCUGAGCAUACCAGAGACCCCACCAAGGCCUGGGGAGCUUCAGACAGAACUGCUGGGCUACAAAGUCAGAGAAGAAGCUGCUGCUACCUUACAGCAGCUUGCUGCCAACCAAAAAGUGGACUGAUGUUAAAUUAUACAUCCUCUGUGUGGUGGACUCUCACUGAAGCAGACUGAAGCAGCUCAGUUUUGUCAGUACUGAUACCUUACAUGUUUGGUGUUUUCUUUUACUGGAACAAACAAGAGUGGAAUCAAAUGCUACACCUCUGGUGUUUGGUUGCUGCAAUAAGGAUGUUGUUUGAAACAUAUCAAUUUUUUUUUUCAUA